Molecule: messenger RNA, 2371 nt
Organism: Sphaeramia orbicularis (orbiculate cardinalfish)
Lineage: Eukaryota; Metazoa; Chordata; Actinopteri; Kurtiformes; Apogonidae
Gene: khdc4
Product: KH domain containing 4, pre-mRNA splicing factor
Exons: 14
Coding region: 116-1939 (607 amino acids)
Cellular component (GO): nucleus
Molecular function (GO): RNA binding
Source: RefSeq, a predicted model, not a curated record
UGUAGCUGUAGUUAGAAAUAUAACCCGCUGAACAGACUGAGCUCAGGAGCCGAGGAGAGAUUUACUACCUUUAAAUUGGCACCGAGAGGGGACAAACACCUUUGACAAGACAUUGAUGUCAUUUUGUGGAACCCAAAACGGCGGCCGCCGUAGUAAAUGGGACCAACCCGGUCCCGGCUCAGGCUCCGGGGGGAUGGGGGAGGCAGAGGCUGCGCCCACUGGGGCUCUGGAUGCUGCAGCGGCCGUGGCUGCCAAGAUUAAUGCCAUGCUGGUGGCCAAGGGCAAACUCAAACCCUCACAGAUAGGCACACCAGGACCUCCUGAUAAGGUUGUGGGUGUCGGAAAGCCUCCAGUUCCAGCAAAAGCUAAAGACGACCUGGUGGUAGCUGAAGUUGAGAUCAAUGAUGUGCCAAUCACCUGCCGAAAUCUCCUGACACGUGGCCAAACACAGGAUGAGAUCAGUAAAGUGAGUGGUGCGGCAGUUUCAACCAGAGGGCGUUACAUGACAGCAGAGGAGAAGGGCAAAGCAUUACCGGGAGACCGACCUCUGUAUCUUCAUGUCCAAGGACAGACGAGAGAGCUUGUCGACAGGGCAGUAAAUAGAAUCAAAGAGAUCAUCACGAACGGUGUGGUGAAGGCUGCAACUGCCUCAUCAUCUUCUUCAUCCUUUUCCCCCAGUGGAGCUUCAGUAACAGUUUACCAGCAACACAACCCGCCUCCGACCUCACUGCCCCCCAUGACUCACCACAAACCACACUUUCAGUCUGGGAUGCAUUAUGUUCAGGAUAAAGUCUUUGUGGGUCUGGAACACGCUAUCCCAGGGUUUGUGGUCAAAGAGAGAGUUGAAGGCCCUGGUUGUUCAUACCUGCAGCACAUUCAGGCCGAGACAGGAGCCAAAGUUUUCCUCAGAGGAAAGGGAUCAGGCUGUUUAGAGCCUGCCUCUGGACGAGAGGCCUUUGAACCCAUGUACAUCUACAUCAGUCAUCCUAAACCAGAAGGACUAGCAGCAGCAAAAACUCUGUGUGAGAAUCUGCUUCAGACGGUCCAUGCAGAGUAUUCUCGCUUCCUCAAUCAAAUGAGUACCAUGAUGCCUACACAACAAGGAUUCACGCAGCCUCCAAUGGUGAACGGGAUGCCUCCGCAGCCUCCGUACUACCCUCCUGCUGGGUAUCAGCCGGGAUACCCCAUGCCCGUGCCCCCUCCACAGCCUCAACCUGUCCCUCCACCAUACAGUGUCGCGCCUCCCAUACCUCCAGCAGCAGGUGUACCCCCUCAGUACCCUCUUCCCCCUGCCCCUGCUCCAGCCCCGACCCCUGCCCCCACAUCUGCACCUCCACCCGUUCCUGCUCCAGGAACGAUGUCACAGACACUUCCUCCUGUACCUUUCCCUCCAUCAGCUGCACCACCCCCCAAAGCUCCGCCUCCUGCCGCUCCAGCCAACCCACCACAGAAAAGACGCUUCACAGAGGAGGUACCAGAUGAGAGGGACAGCGGCCUUCUUGGAUAUCAGCAUGGACCCAUUCAUAUGACUAAUUUAGGUGCAGGCUUCCCAGUGGGCAGCCCCGAGAUUACAGGACCCCCACCACCGAGUUCCUCUGGCCCACCGAGUGAGAGGGACAGUAGGCAGCUAAUGCCUCCACCACCUCUGCCUGUGAAUGGAGUGAGACCCAAGAUGGAGGAGAGAAGGGUACUGCAAGGCCCCGUGGAGCCUGUGGUAAAAAGAAUGAAAACAGGUUUGGUAGCAUACAGCGGCGAUUCCUCAGACGAAGAGGAAGACCACUCCAUCUCCAAAGCCUCAGGGCCAGGUAACCCUGGGGCAAUCCCCCCUACCUCCACCUCCUCAGGCUGGACACAGGGGUACCGCUGCCCCCCUCCACCACCCCCUCGUGCUAAAACACAGCCACAGCAGCAGUCUAUGCCCUUCUGGAUGGCACCCUAAAACAGGAAGAGGCUCAGUACAAACACAAAGCCCCUCAGUGAUUUGUCCUGCAGGAUGUUGACCUGAGCUUUUUUAUUUCCAGCCUUCAUCACUUGUUCAUCACAUGGACGACUUAACACUUUUAUGUUGGUCUCAGCAUUAUUUUAGUACUUGGGUCCAAAUGGAUAUUGUCGUUUCAAGGGACUCCUGUCAGUUUUUGUGCAGACAUGAUAGUUUGAAGAUGAACAUUUGCAGGCCUGAUACUCCAAACUAUUUUGUGAAUUUAUAGAUGGUCAUAUGACCAAUUUUUUGCCUACAAUUUUAUUUGGAAUGGAUGAUAACCCAUACCAGGUGAAGUGUUUGAAUAUAAUGUCUUUGUAGAAAAAAAAAUUUAAUGACAAGGCAAUGAACAUUUUUCAUAUUACAUAUUAGCUGCCACCCCCACCCCACCCC